Molecule: messenger RNA, 2252 nt
Organism: Vanessa tameamea
Lineage: Eukaryota; Metazoa; Arthropoda; Insecta; Lepidoptera; Nymphalidae
Product: zinc finger protein 628-like
Exons: 2
Coding region: 314-1702 (462 amino acids)
Biological process (GO): regulation of transcription by RNA polymerase II
Cellular component (GO): nucleus
Molecular function (GO): DNA-binding transcription factor activity, RNA polymerase II-specific
Source: RefSeq, a predicted model, not a curated record
AAUGUCAAUUGUCAAACAACAAUUUUUCGUGGUCUAAUUUGCCGUGAAUUUUUAUUAAAAUAAUAUAAUUAUAAAUCAUAUAUUUUAAAAAUAAGUAACAGUAUUGUGUUUUCUUUUAUUCUAAUGUUAUUUUAUUAUUGUUUAUAAGCUUACAUUGACGCCAUGUUGACUAAAAAUCGCUUGAGGCGUAAUGGCACUUUAACUAUCUUAAAGCAUAAAUUCUAUUGUUGAGUAAGGAUUUUUACGGAGUUAUGACGUGUAUCAGUGUUUAAUAAGUUAGCUGGAAACCGCUGUCGGUUAAAAAUUAUACACAAUGGAGGAGCCAAUGUUCCAACAACCAAAAAUGGAAGAUGUGUAUCCUUCGAAAAUAGAGGGACACUUCCUUGAUGCGAAGCCCCAGGAUCAAUACCCCCCAGCUAUGCCUGAAGAUUAUGCAAUGCCUAAAGAAGAACUCGCGUACCCACCUCCGAAGGUCGAAGAUCAAAUCAUACCAAGACCCGGCCCUAUGCCCAAUCGGCCCCCCACGAAAUUCAUAAGCGUCACCAGCUCAGCAUUAACCGAAGAACAGAGAGCCAUGUAUGAGUCUGUUCUAUCGACUUGGAAACCAGUUAUGUUUCCAAAACGGACCAAGCGAUACAUAUGCCAGAAGUGCAACAAGGAAUUCAAGAACUACCAAAACCUAUACCUCCAUACGACAAGGGUGCAUUCUUCUGAGGAGUCGGCGGUUAUUUGUGACAUAUGUGAUAAAACAUUUAAGAAUAAACACUAUUUAUACAUGCACCGGAUGAACAAACACUACUCCGACUCGGAGAAGUGCUAUUGCCAGUUCUGUCUCCAGGAGUUCCGGACGAGGCGAGCCCUACACAUGCAUGUUAAGCGUAUACACCCGAACACAUUGCCAGAAAUAAAAUGUCCGGAGUGCGGUAAAGAGUUCACCGUGCCGUACAAGUUGAGAUAUCACAUGGACAAUUGCCACAGACCCGACAAAGACAAAUACAAGUGUCAUAUCUGUCAAAAGUUGUACAAAAGUCACCUAAAUCUGAACAGACAUCUCCAUUUCCAGCACUCGCAAGUGGAGAGACAUCCGUGCGUGUUUUGCCCGAUGACGUUUAAAUCUCGACACCAUAUGAAACGGCACAUCCUAAACAUACAUCCGCCUCUCGAGUCCAAGGUGACCUGUCCCGAAUGCUUGAAGGAGUUCAAGAACGAUCAGUACUUAAAGGAGCACAUGCAAGUUCACACGUCCUUCGAGAAGAAGGUCAAAUGUGACUUGUGUGAUAAGUUCUUUCAUUCAGCGGUACGUUUGAAGAAGCACAAGAAAAUCGUGCACCCGAAUAAACCGAAGAUACGCUGCGAGAAAUGCGACAAGGAGUUCGCGCAUGCGCACUACCUGCGCCGCCAUAACAACUCGGUACACGUUGAAGUCGAUGAAAGCAACUACCAGCACGAAUGCGAUCAGUGCGGAAAGAAAUUCAAGAUCAAGAGAUACCUGAACAACCACUUGCAAAGACACGAGCAGCAGCACCUGAAACGCAUAUCGCAGAUGGUGAAAACGGUUAUGGACGACGGGGAAGCCCCACCAAAGACGGCGAAGAAACGGGGAAGGCCCCGAAACGCCAGGAAGGAAAUCGAGUUCAUAAAAUGCGAGCCGGUUUCCAGUUCCGAAUCGGAAUCCGGCGAAACGGAUUCCGAAUCAGAAUAAUUGUUUUCUUUAAACCAAUUUACUUAAAAUUUAGCUUAGAAUACGAGCAUUUUAAAUAAGAUACGUUAAGAUAUACCAUUCUUCAGAGGAACCUCAGUCGGGGUGCUAAUUGCAAGGUCAAAGCAAUAACUCAGAAAUAAUUAACCAAUUUUUUCAACUAGUUAAUGCUAGCUCAUUUUGAACGGAUAAAAGUUAGGGUAUAAUAUUUUUAAAUGGUAAUUAUCGAUGUUUAGCUAAGUAUCAGAGAGUUUGAGAAAUAUUUCCAGGGAUAAAUAAUGAAUUUGAGAUGGGGUAGGGGUGGAGUUUUCGAAGAUCGUUUCGACGUUCACUGAAAUGCAAGAAGGUUUUUGAGUUGUUUUCAGAGAGUCGUAUUUGUCGUUAAGCUUAAAACUAGUACUAAUUUCGCCAUUAAAUAUGUCUUUUAAAGUCUUAAAUAACGGUGACGAAAUGUCUGGAACUCUUAUUGAACCAAUUUUUUAUAACAUUUUAUGUAGUAACGGACGUUUAAAUAUUCUGAUGGCAUUAAAAUUCUGGAACAAUACGCGUUAUC